CUCUGACAUUCGCACGCAAACCAAUCACUAUGCAAUUCCUCCGACCGUCGACAAUGCUGCGGGCCUCGGCUCUACGGCCAGCGCUCUCUAAAGCACCCCGAGCUGGUCUUCAAGUCCGCUUCGCAUCUCAAGACUACGGCUCGGGCGAAGGCAACCCCGCCGGCGAAAACCCGCAACAACAAGGCAAGCGACCGCGCGAGGAGCUCGAGCACCCAGGUCCGCCACCGCCGAAGGUGGCCCAGGGCAAACCGGGGCAGGAGACCUCACAAGCCUCUUCCCAGUCCUCCUCUCAAGGCUCGUCCCAAGGCACAUCAGCGACCGGAUCAAAAUCCACAAACGACAGUGGGGGAGACUCAAAGCCCAGCGAGGGCAGCAGCAGCCCGAGCGGCCAGCGAAGCAGCGGCAAGGGAGUCAAAGGUGCGCAGCCAAAGAUCCUGAGUGACAACCCGCCCGGUGAGAAGGACGAGUCCGUGAGGCAGCAUAACGAGGAGAUGGACCAUCGGGCUGAGAAGGCGUAUGAGCAGGUCAGUAACAAGGACGCGGCGAAGGACAAGGCGCCACCGGGGUACUGGAGUGGACACGGUGGACGCGACAAGCAGCCAUAAGGGAUGGCGCUGAGUAUGUUACCGAUGUACAAUAUUUGCAGCCAAAGCAUGAAUGGUCAGGGCAAAGGACUGUUAGGGCGGAAUCAUCGUCCUCAAGCGUAGCCAGCAACUCUGUAGCUGGCAUACCGAAAUGUAAUCACACGGAGUUUUCACGCUCUUGCUUCUCUCAGCACACGCGUCAAAGG
Molecule: messenger RNA, 790 nt
Organism: Trematosphaeria pertusa
Lineage: Eukaryota; Fungi; Ascomycota; Dothideomycetes; Pleosporales; Trematosphaeriaceae
Exons: 2
Coding region: 30-605 (191 amino acids)
Source: RefSeq, a predicted model, not a curated record